Molecule: messenger RNA, 525 nt
Organism: Cryptosporidium ubiquitum
Lineage: Eukaryota; Apicomplexa; Conoidasida; Eucoccidiorida; Cryptosporidiidae
Product: DNA-directed RNA polymerase II
Exons: 2
Coding region: 1-525 (174 amino acids)
Biological process (GO): positive regulation of nuclear-transcribed mRNA poly(A) tail shortening; DNA-templated transcription; transcription initiation at RNA polymerase II promoter
Cellular component (GO): P-body; RNA polymerase II, core complex
Molecular function (GO): single-stranded RNA binding; single-stranded DNA binding; translation initiation factor binding
Source: RefSeq, a predicted model, not a curated record
AUGUUUUUCUUUGUGGAGCUUUGGAGAAAUAUAUCUGUUAAGCCAAGUCAGCUUGGCCCAAGAUAUAAUGAAUAUAUAGAUGACAUUUUAAGAAGUCAGCGAGCACCACCUUAUGGGUACGUUGUUUGUGUGAUAAAGAUUAUUUUGAAGCAGCCUGGCAGAGUACAGGAUAGUACAGGGUUGAUAAUUGUGCCAGUGAAAUAUCAGGCUAUUGUUUAUCGCCCAAUAAAGGGAGAAGUCGUGGAUGGGGUUGUUGAAAGUGUUAAUGAACUGGGUGUUAUUGUAGACUGUGGUCCUCUAAAAAGAGUUUUUGUAAGCCAAUCAGCUUUACCUGAGAAUAUGGUCUACAAAAGUGGGAUUGACGGCCAAAACAGCAGAGUAUAUAUAGAUACAAAGACUCAAACUCAAAUCAAGCAAAAUACUCAGGUUAGACUUAGGCUAAGGGGAGUUAAUAAUGAGACUUUGUCGGCCGUGGCAGAAAUGAGUAGUGACUUUCUGGGGCCUAUAGAUGAUUCUAUUCAGUAA